CUACACCCGCCAUCCAGGUCUUUGAGACCGAGGCACUCGGUCUUUCACCCUGUCACCGCAUGUCGAAUAUCUCUGCUCAAUCCAGUCGUUGAGAUCGUCAGAGACUCGGUCGACGCACACAAUCCUUCCUUUGAAGCUCAGAGGAGGCUGGAUACUCUGAUCGCUGCCCCUUCCAUUUCCUCCCUAUCCCUGAUAAUGCCAAGCUCUGCGAUCGCGCGGGGUAAGAGAAAUUGAUCGACUCCCCGCAUUCUUGGGCCUGGAUAGAAUCGGUAUCAUUCUCGUACUAUGCUCUGGCGCAAACGCGCUCAAGCUAUGAGCUCCAACGACGCUCAUCAUUCCCCCCCUCCCGGAAGUCGAUGGCUCCUGAUCGAGAAGAUCUCGACCCUAGAGUUUUCUAUUGCUCUGUAUACCCUCGAGUUAUAAAAGACAAACGGUAUCUACAAGUCCCUCGUCCGAUCCCCCUUGCUUGACCAUGAACUACAAGCAGACCAUCCUUGUGCUUGCGAGCGCUGUCGUGUCUGCCCUGGCGGACACCUGCGGACCUGUCUCGUCUCAACUGAACAUCUAUGGUAUCAACGUUGGCUACAUUGGUCCGUGGUUCUCCACACUCUUCGUUCCUGGUCCUGACGAUCUCCGUCAAGACUCUUGCAUCUGCACUUCCAACUUGGCGUCGUUCAUCAGUACAAAUCCCGCCGCUCUGCGAGGCGUCAAUCUUGGUGGGCUCCCCAUGGUCACCUCCAUCCUCACCCAAUACAUAAACUCCGCGUCGCAGGCAGUCGGCAGAUGUAUCUAUCCCACAAACGGCGUCGGUCUCAACAGCCCGGGAAUCUGCACCAGCACGAUACCUUGUGCGUUCUCGUGCCUGAACGGUUUCACGGCGACCAGCAGCGCCUGUGUUUGUCCUGCCCCGUCCACGGUCUGCAACUCCGUCUGUGGGUCGUACCCUAAUGGGUGUUCCACUAGCGGACUGGGCCGUAGAGAGUCUGCCCGCCCGCCCAGAUGUUUUCGCGGCCAGCGCGCCUGCCGGGUGCCGGGCCGGAGCCUCGGCUCGUGGGAAUGCAUCGACAUCCAGUCGGACUUGGAGAGCUGCGGAGGCUGCUCCUAUGGCGGCUCGGGGACAGACUGCACCUCACUCGCGGGGGUCGCUGACGUCGCUUGCGUCCAGGGCGAGUGCGUCGUCAACAAGUGCUCGCCCGGAUUCUCCGCCAACAACUCUCGCUGCAUCGAGGACGGAGAUUUGCGGGCUCCUCAUGUGCUCAUCGAUCAGUAUGGAAUGGCCUUGUGAACCGCAUACAUACCCCGUCUCCUUUUGCAACAAUGGCAUGCCUCUGUCUCGUGACCCAGCGGGCGCAGACCACUCCUCUCCAUCAUCCCAACGGGGUCUCGCGCAUUCUCCAGUUGUGGAGGGAAGAUGAUAGGUUUAUUAGGCGUGACACAUAUGGGCUCUUCCUCUGGAUUCUAGCGUUACAUACAUGUUUGCUGAAAAAGAUGCAAUCAGAGUCUUUGUGACGCCAUGUCUCUCUAGGGAGUCGGAGCCUACGACCGCGACUCGUCUGGUUUACUGGACAAACAGGUGAAACAUUUCCACAUACACGUAAAUUGUACAGACACAUCUAAACACCCAAGAUCCUGUGAUACAAAACAGCAAACAGAUAGCAAAAGAGCAGCGACACGACUCGAUUUCAAGCAAUAAACUGGGGAGCUUCCUGGAACGCACCCGCGUGCAGGUGUCCGUUGCCGUAGAUCGGGAUCGGAGCCUGAUACGGCGACGGCGAGCCAUUCGAGGUAUUCCCCGUCGAUCCGGGACUCGACGAGUCUGGCCACACAAAACCAGGCAUCAUCAUAUUUUCCCACCACGCAGGGUUCUCCAGAGCCUGCAUUCCCGCAAGCAUCUGCUCCUCGUCAGCCAUCCCCGCACCCAACUCAACGUCCAUCCCGAGCUGCACUGGCUGCGACUGGAACUCCAGUUCGGGCUGCGCCGCCUGGAAAUGAGAAGAGUUGGGAUAUGGCGUUCCGCCGUGGUAGGCAGAUCCCCCAGCCAGCGGCUCAGAAUACAUCAUGUAUGCGCCGGAGGCCUCGGCAGCCGCACCAGCCAUAGGCACCCUCGUGCUGUACGCCGAUGUGGGUGCCGCGUAGCCGGCCUUUCCGGAGGAGACAAUCGACUGAGUCUGCUGCAAUCGUCCAACCGUCGCACCGUCCCUCCGAUGUUUCGAGAGCAGCCCCGCCAAAAAGCGGGCAUACAACUUGGGAGUAUGCCGAUCGUCGAUCGCAAUCUCCGGCGAACUCAGCGUCUGGAUCAGCCGUCCGAUGAGAUCGUACACCUUGUUCUCUUCCUCCUUGGACAUCAAAUGCGAGAAUUCCGGCCGCAGAAGCUUGAGCAGGAACGCCGACGCAAAGGCAGAAAAGAUGAAGUGGCCUGGACGCACCGUCUCAGCAGAGAAAUGAAGCGGAGGAAAAAGAGAGAAUACGCACCAUCCGGGGCAUAGCGCAUAAACCCUGUCGGAGCCAACCCAUCGAUCAUCCCCCGCAGAACACCCUGGGCUGAUUCCAAGCAUUUCGUAAAGAAAAUAUGGUCCGCAGGCUGCAGCCCGCGCUGAUAGGCCUGCUGGAACCCAAAGGAGAACAUGACCAGCCGCGAGUACGAUACCAAG
Mycena citricolor is the source of this 2651-nucleotide messenger RNA. Lineage: Eukaryota; Fungi; Basidiomycota; Agaricomycetes; Agaricales; Mycenaceae. The record is from the annotation of a GenBank genome assembly.